CGUCCCUCGCUCCGGCGGCACCUCCCCAUUCCCCUCCCUCGGCCCGCCCGUGUCCGCCCCGCCGGAUGGCGGCGGCGGGCGCGGCGGCCGCCCCGGCGCUUUAUGCGUGCACCAAGUGCAACCAGCGGUACCCGUUCGAGGAGCUCUCGCAGGGCCAGCAGCUGUGCAAGGAGUGUCGCAUCGCCCACCCCAUCGUGAAGUGCACCUACUGCCGCUCCGAGUUCCAGCAGGAGAGCAAAACCAACACAAUAUGCAAGAAAUGUGCCCAAAAUGUGAAGCAGUUUGGAACGCCCAAGCCUUGUCAGUAUUGUAACAUUAUUGCAGCAUUUAUUGGCACAAAAUGUCAGCGUUGCACCAACUCGGAGAAGAAGUAUGGCCCACCUCAGACAUGUGAGCAGUGCAAACAGCAGUGUGCUUUUGAUCGAAAAGAGGAGGGAAGAAGGAAGGUUGAUGGAAAGUUGUUGUGCUGGCUCUGCACGCUGUCCUACAAGAGAGUGCUGCAGAAGACGAAAGAACAGAGGAAGAGCCUAGGAUCUUCACAUUCUAACUCCUCAUCCUCAUCUCUUACUGAGAAAGACCAGCAUCAUUCAAAACACCACCACCAUCACCACCAUCAUCAUCGCCACAGCAGCAGUCAUCAUAACCAUAAAUCCUCUGCAGCUAUUCAGAAUGAAACUCCAAAGAAAAAACCCAAACUGGAAUCCAAGCCAUCAAAUGGAGAUAGCUCUAUAAAUCAGUCUGCAGACAGUGGAGGGACUGACAACUUUGUCCUCAUAAGUCAGCUGAAAGAAGAAGUAAUGUCACUUAAACGUCUUCUGCAGCAAAGAGAUCAGACUAUUUUAGAGAAAGAUAAAAAGUUGACAGAACUGAAGGCAGACUUCCAGUACCAAGAGUCUAACUUGAGGACAAAGAUGAACAGUAUGGAGAAAGCUCACAAGGAAACUGUGGAACAGUUGCAGGCCAAAAACAGAGAACUGCUCAAACAGGUUGCAGCAUUGUCAAAGGGUAAAAAGUUUGAUAAAAGUGGAAGUAUCCUUACAUCUCCUUGAGGAACUGGUUAUUCGUGGGGUUUGCUGCUCAAUGUACAUUUGAGUAAUUCUGUGAAGCCCUUAAAAUCCUGUGUAGUGGAAAAAAUAUUUUUGCACACCAGAUUAGUUGGCAUGUUUCCUACAUGUUUUUAUAAUUAAUAUGCAGCUUUUUUUAGUUCCUGUUCAGAUGAAAUACUUCAACUGGAUUGAAGAAUGUUUUUAUUUUUUUGAUAUUGGAAACUUUCUGCCAGCAAUAGUAUUAAACAAUUGCAUAGAGAACAUUGCAGUGCUUUCUCUAAAAGGACAACAUGCAAUAACAAACUAGGUGUACUUUUUACAAAGUAGCAACUGAGUCUUUUAAACUACACUGAUGUCAGCCAAACGUUUAUGAAUCUGCAGUGACACUGAACACUGGUUUCUGGCAACUGUUCUUUUACUUUGUAUCAAAAUAUAAAUUUAGAAUGGAAAUCAUGGUGCUCUCAAACUCAAAAGAGGCAUUUAUGUAUGUGUAAAUACGACUGUAAUGGUUAUAUUCUUAGUUAUAACAAGUAAUUAGUGUUUUACAUUCUUGUGAUAGGGAUUGACAGAAAGAUUAUCUAUUGUACAGUAACAGAGGCAGUGUGGUUUUUGUAAGAUUUACUGUAGAUUUUUCUUGCAAGUGCCUUUCUCCAACUGUUUAUUUAUAGGAAUGUUGGUAUUUUGUACAUAAGGUUUUUAUGUUUUAAAAUCAUGUUUAAUAAAUGUUUUAUGUAAAUAUAAAUGUGUGUACAGAGGAAUCUGAAACAAAGAUCAAAGUGGCUAGUGCAGUGCUCAAAGCAGCAUUAAGAGCUAGCUAGCUAAUUGAUGGACAGUGAAUUUGGCUUUAGAUAACUGUCGUAGCUUGUGUCUGUGAGGUGUAGAAUUUUGUUAGUGCUGCUCAUGCCGAACAUUUCCUGAACAAAAAAACCAAAUUAUUUUUUUUUCCACGCUGGAAUUUUGUGUUUUGUUUAUAAAUUUUCCCCAUUUGGCACAGCACCAAUUUUAAUUCCACAGCAGGCAUUGUACUCCCAAUGUUACAUCCUUAACUAGGGAUAUACACUCAAAGUUUUAAAAACGUUUAUUUCCCAUUGUUGUCUGAGUUAAUGUACUUAGUUGUAACUUAUGGUGAUUCUCCUUAAUAAAUUGCAAGGUUCACAUCUGCCAGUAAAGAUACACAAUGAGAAAAGAGUAGCCAAAACCAGUGGCCUUUAAAUUAAUUGAGUGGACGUAGCGUCAAAGGGUGGGUUGUUCUAAUGUUUUGGGUGGAUUUUGAUUCUAAAUUAUAUCAAUUUAAAUUUAGCUCUGCUCCCAACGGACAUUAGUCAUAUUCAGAAAUUUCUAUUAAACAAUAAUUUAGUAUACCCCAAGGUCUCUGUUCAGGAAGGUAAGUUAUGAAUCAGCAUAAAGGGAAGUAGACUUAGGUGGGUGAAGGUUUAGGUCAGCUCUGGGUACUGGCUGGUAACAGGGUAGCUGUUGAUAUUUCAGUAAGCUUAAUUGUGUAAAAGCAGCUACACAUUUUUAAUUAAAGAACUAAAAUCUAUAGUCCUUUGGCUUUUCACCCAGGUACUGAACUAUGAACACCUUUUCAAUAGCUUAAAUGAGUUCCAGCAGUGACAGACUACUGAAAAAUAUGAAAAACUCAAGCUACCUUGUUUCAUAUGGUAUAUGUGUAUUUUUAUACCCUAAAAUCAACUUUGUAUGUUUAUAAAUGCUCUUCUUUAAACUUACUGAACUAGGGUAGAGAAUGCUACUAUUCUUUGGGGUUGUUAUUAAUUUUUUAAAUAUACAAAUUUAUGACUUUUAUUAAUUCAGAAUUAGUAUUUGGGUCAUUUUUUUCCAGUUGAGUGGUGACCCAGGUUUGAUGAAAUUGGUUUUAAAAUACAAAAAUGCAUAGCAAAAUGAAAUGUUCGAAUUAAGGUUACUUAAUGAUAUCAGUUCAAGCCGCAGUCAGGACAUUUUAAAUAAACAAACUGAAGUUCUGUAUUAGAAGUAAUCGACUUCAUAAAUCUCAGAAAAAUUUUUAGGAGCUUCACAGUGUUUAGUUCUUAUUAAAUACCUGUGGGUAUUCUUCCAUAAUCUAAUUUUUAACAUUAAUUUUUUAAAGUUGUUAACUAGCCAAGUGAAUCCUGGUCCUGAGAAUCAUGUCCUGGAGCUGUAGAUUACUGACAUAAUAAACAGAUGUUCUUGAAACGUGGAUCUGCAAGGAGAUUGUUGUACUGUAUUGUGCUUUUUAGCCUGUUUCCAGAUGUUGAUUAGCAUUGACCAGUAAUGGCCAUUUUGGGUCAGGUUAUUUAUGUAUUUUAAGCCUGUGAAUAUUGCGACCCCCUUUUAGAUAGUAUGUCUAAAUACUUGUUCUGCAGUGAAGCUAUUCAGCUGUCCACAUGUAUAGACUAUUGAAAUACUGUACUGGCACACAUCUGACCGUUGACAUUUUGUACCUUUUCUAAAUCCAAUGUUUCACAAUAAAAUCUUGUCAAAACAU
Molecule: messenger RNA, 3528 nt
Organism: Pipra filicauda (Wire-tailed manakin)
Lineage: Eukaryota; Metazoa; Chordata; Aves; Passeriformes; Pipridae
Gene: FAM76B
Product: family with sequence similarity 76 member B
Exons: 9
Coding region: 66-1049 (327 amino acids)
Source: RefSeq, a predicted model, not a curated record